Molecule: messenger RNA, 3875 nt
Organism: Onychostoma macrolepis
Lineage: Eukaryota; Metazoa; Chordata; Actinopteri; Cypriniformes; Cyprinidae
Gene: ccdc146
Product: coiled-coil domain containing 146
Exons: 18
Coding region: 196-3075 (959 amino acids)
Cellular component (GO): cytoskeleton
Source: RefSeq, a predicted model, not a curated record
AAAAAAAAAAAAAAAGUUAAGAAACGUUUCAGAAAAAUUUAUUUCCACGCCAAAUGCUCUCAACGUGGCUCUGCGGCUGCGCGCGCGCUUGAUCCCCUCUGUAGGAGUUGCUAUGGAGACCGCGUCGCGCGCAGGAAAACAGUGAAAGACAGAGAUUGAAAGACUUCACGGCUGAAGAACUUAAACAUUACGCUCAUGAGUCAAGCAGAGGGGCGGAGCUCUGAGGAGGAGGAGGAAGGCUCCAGUGAGAGGGCCACGCCCAUUUCUGCAAUAGCUCCAGAAGCUGAUUCACAUCAUGAACAACCUGCUGUCAUAUCAUCAAAUCCAGCCCUGCAGUAUUUGGAACAGCUGUUCUCCAUGGGAAGGAUCAGCGGAGAGAAAAUGGCUCGUCUUAGGGCUAGCUUCAACCUCUUACAUGAAACUCUAAGAAGUUCUCAUGAAACAGAAAUGCAUCUGCUGCAGGAGGCAAAGGCCUUACGCACCACGCUGGAUCAGCAGAAGCAGGAGCUGGAGAAGGCCGAGCUGUUUCCAGAGGGACCAGACACAGAAGUCAGCAAACUGAAACAAACUCUUCUGCAGUACUACAACCAGCUGAAGGAGGAGGAAGAAAGAGAAUACCAGAUGCAGUUCCAGUUUGAGUGUCUAAAAGAGGAGAAGCUCUGUCUUGAGAAAGAAUACCAGGAACAACCUAAACCGGCUGAGCUAGAAAAUAGGUACAUUGCCAUGAAGAACAGUUGUGAGGUUGUGAGGAAAGAGGUGGUUCAGCUUAGACAGGAAGUGAAGACUUUAACUGAGAGCAUGGAGACUCAACACAAACAUAUAAAGAAAGAACAACAUGAGCUGGAGAAAUUAAAAGAUCUUGUUGAAAGCAAUGAGGCUGAGCUGGCUCAGGUGCUUCUCGUACCCGUUCAACUGGGAAAGGAGAUCGACAGGGUUGCCCACAAGAAAUCGGAGCUGGAGAAGCAGGUUGCCGUAAUAGAGCAACAUCGUAUGGAGCACAUGGAGCAUCAGCAGAGGAUGGAGGCAAAGUGUGAGGAGGUGAAGGAGGCCAAAAGAGAGGUGGUACGAGAACUAGAAGGCCACAAGUCUCAGCUGGUGGUUGCAGAGAACAAACAAGACAGAUUCCUCAAAGAACUGCAGAUGACCAAAGAAAAAGAGGCCAUGUUCAUGGAUCAAAGGGGUCUGCUGGACAUCAACAUGGAGCAGAUUGUUGCUGAGUGGAAGUCUCUGCGUGAUAAACUGGCUCGAGAUACGCGGCUGAAAGACAAGCUUAUGCGAGCCCUGAAGAGGAAUGAAUUGCAGCUGAAACAGGCCAGAGACUCUCUUGCUAACAGUCAACAGCAGCAUGAGAGGACACAGGCUCAGAGAGAGACAGUCCCAGAGGGUGACUGCUUGUUGCAGAGAAGAAGAGAUCUGGAAAAGGAAGUGGAAAACCUAAACCGUAGUUGGAUUAGCAAGCAGUCUGUGGCAGAUCUGAAUGUGCAGCUGGUUCAAGAGUACGUGGAGCAGGAACAGGCUUUGAUUAGAGAGUCCUAUCGCCAUAGAGAUGAGCUUCAUCACCUUCAUCAUCUCAUACUUAUCAAAGCAGAUGAAAGAGAGCAGAAGAGCCGUGAGCUGCUCAAAGCACAGCUAAAAUAUAAGCGUGCCAAGCAAGAUCUGCAGGGGAAAGGACUGGUUAUUCAAGAACACUUGAAACAGACUCAAGAGACCCAGUCAAGGCUGGGUGUGUUUGCUAAACUGUAUGAAGUCACCAAGGGCGAGCGGAACAAAUACCUGAGCCUGAUCCACAGCUCAAACCAGAACCUGUCAGAGGUGCAAGAGAAGCUGGCCAAACUGGAAGAAAAUCUUAAGACACUGCAAUUGAUUGCUAUCAACAAAGACAAGUUGCUGCAAAAGUCCCGUCUACAACAUUCUCACAGCUACAAGCUCAGAGACCGUAUGAAGAACGAGCUCUCACGGGUGUUACAGGUUCUGCAAGAAAUGCACCAGAAACGAGAGGAGCAGAAAUUGAACCUCGGCAAGCUCACAGACACAAUCAACAUGCUGGAGCAAAAAAAGUUGCUUAUGUGCAAAAGCUACGAGGCUGCUAUGCAAGAGCGCAACCAGCGGGCCGUGCAGCUUGUAGAAAAAGAGCAGGAAUUGUGUAUUUUCUACGAGAAGCUAAAUGUGCUGGUGAAAAUGAUUGAAGAUAGCAACCUGAAGAUACAGAAUAUGGAGGAUGAAAUCAGCAACCUGAAAAUUGAACAGAAGGAGCAAGAAAGACAGAAUAACUUUCUCAGGAAACAGAUGUCCAGCAAACGGGCACUGGAGGAAGAAAGCAUCCUAUUACAGAUACAGCUGUCUGAGACGAAAGAUAGACUGACUGAGCUAGAAAAGGCUUGUGUGAACCAUACCAGAGCCAGAAAACUGAGUGGAGAAGAUCUGUCUCCUGAGGAGCUCAUCAAGAGGAUUGAACAGUUAGAGGUGCAUUUGACAGAUAAGGAGGCUCAGCUCUUGGAAAUGGAGCUUGUGUAUGAGCAGGUUACACGCCUUUCCCAGCGCAUCCAAAUCAAAGCUGAGAAUGGUAAAGAAGACACGCUGCAUCUGGCUAAGAAAGUGAACGAGCUGCAGGCUCAGAUCAGGGAGCGCACUCGUAAAAUGAUGGCGGUGGUAGCAGAGCUGUCCAUGAGACAGGCGGAGUGUAUGACCCUACAGCAGGAGAUGAAAGACAAGGAACUACAGCUGGACUUGUGUCAGAGACGUGUGGAGCAGGGCCUACCCCCUUCAGACAACAUAGAGAACGAGUGGCUGCGCUGCCUUCGAGAUCAGCACAGACGCCAGGCAGACGCAGAGAAAAAAGCCAGGGUAAACUUCCAAAUGCACUCAAAUCUUACAGUGGCUGAGGAAGACGAGUGGAACCAGCUUCCAAAUGGUGUUUACACCACGGCUGAGCUGCGACCCAAUGCUUACAUCCCCACUGACGAUCCUUUGCCAGUGCCCAAACACUAUGGAGCCCUGGCCCCCUUUAAACCCACCGAACCUGGUGCCAACAUUCGCCACAUCCGCAAACCAAAAUACAAACCUAUUGAGAUCUAGAGUGAGUCAGCAAACUCAUGAUGCUUACAAGACACAAAAAUAAAAGUCCAGAUGUGCUCCCAUUCCUGAGGAAUCUGGUCCAUUUCCUCAGAACUAGUGAUGCUAACAAAAGACUCGUUUAUCAUAUGGGUCUAAUUUCAAUGUUUAGCAGCCCAGUGAAGUUCCUUCUAGUGUCAUGCUGGGAAUUCAGAGAGAUUCUUAAGAGAUCUGCCAGAGCUGAAGGGUUAGAGAUGAGGCUAUGUCCUCUGGAGCCAUGCACAGCUGAAUCUUACAGGGAAAUUAAUUACAGAACCAAAUGGGACAUUCUAUGGAAUUAUUUUCUACUCUGUUAUCACAAAGAUUAUGAAAGAUUCAUAUGAAAAAUCACAAUAAUUAUUGUGCAUCCUACAGCAUAUGCAUAAUAAAUACAUAUACAUAUUCACCAUUUGAAAAUAUAUGGGAAUGUGGACUAGAAACUAUUUAAAUUUAAAAUAAAAUAUAAAUAAUCAAAUAUUAAAAACGCUAAUUUCUAAGCCCUAUUUUUUUAAAUGUGUAAUAGUCAGAAUGUUGAAUAGAAACAAUUUUCAGCAUUUUACAUUUGCAAAAAUAUUUGGAGGCAUGUAAAUUGAUUCGCUUAAUAAUUGCAUGGCUAAUCUUUAGCCAAAUCAUUUGGAUGGUUUUAUACUUUGGCAUAUCACCAACCCCUGAUCUUGGCACAGCUAUAGCUUAAUAAUCAACUUCAUUAAUAGUGUGGUAUUCAUUCAUGUAGUAGCUUAAAGUGCUUUCCAGAAAAGUAAGCAAUAACCAUCUAAACACAGCUG